Messenger RNA from Micropterus dolomieu (smallmouth bass), 3695 nucleotides. Its product is annotated as galanin receptor type 1-like. The coding region runs from base 149 to 1201 and encodes 350 amino acids. NCBI's taxonomy places the organism in Eukaryota, Metazoa, Chordata, Actinopteri, Centrarchiformes, Centrarchidae. The transcript has 3 exons. Gene Ontology annotation, biological process: G protein-coupled receptor signaling pathway; positive regulation of cytosolic calcium ion concentration; negative regulation of adenylate cyclase activity. The record is from RefSeq and is a predicted model, not a curated record. Gene Ontology annotation, molecular function: galanin receptor activity. Gene Ontology annotation, cellular component: membrane.
AGAAAGCAGAAACAGUGUCUACAGGACGCAACCGGACCACAAAUCCUUGCUCUUGAAACUGUGUAAUGACGCAUCAGCAGGACACAGACCGCCAAUAGGUCAUUUAGGCAAAGUUUAAAGUACAUCAUAAGGGGGGGAAAAAUAAAAAAUGAACUCGUCCGACUCUAUUUGGCUCUUGGAUGAGUCGUGGAACCUCAGCAGAGCGGAGGAAGAGGACCAGAAACUUUUAUUCGGGAUCGGCACGGAUAAUUUCAUCACCCUGCUGGUUUUCGGGCUCAUCUUUACGCUCGGUGUGCUGGGCAACUCCAUGGUGAUCACCGUGCUGGCCCGGAGCAAACCGGGGAAACCACGGAGCACCACCAACAUAUUCAUCCUCAACCUGAGCAUUGCAGACCUUUCCUACCUGCUCUUCUGCAUCCCUUUCCAAUCCACCAUCUACAUGAUGCCGACGUGGGUCCUGGGCGCCUUCAUCUGCAAAUUCAUCCACUAUUUCUUCACUGUGUCCAUGCUGGUGAGCAUCUUCACUCUGUCUGCCAUGUCCGUGGACCGAUAUAUAGCCAUCGUCCACUCCAGAAAGUCCUCCUCUAUCCGGGUGGCAAAGCAUGCUUUCAUAGGAGUGGUGGUGAUUUGGAUACUCUCUCUGGCCAUGGCUGCGCCUAUCAUGUAUUACCAGAACAUUUUUCACAGAGGAGAGAAUCACACCUUUUGCUGGGAAGUGUGGCCAGAUCAAAACCAGAAGAAAGUCUAUGUGGUUUGCACGUUUGUUUUUGGCUACGUGCUGCCUCUGCUGCUGAUCACCUUCUGCUAUGCAAAGGUUUUAAAUCAUUUGCACAAAAAACUAAGAAACAUGUCCAAAAAGUCAGAGGCAUCAAAGAAAAAGACUGCUCAGACGGUCCUGGUGGUGGUGGUGGUGUUCUGCCUCUCUUGGCUCCCUCAUCACGUGGUACACCUCUGGGUAGAAUUCGGGACCUUCCCGCUGAACCAGGCCUCCUUCGUGUUCAGGGUUGCCGCCCACUGCCUGGCCUACAGCAACUCAUCUGUCAACCCAGUCAUCUAUGCCUUCCUGUCAGAGAACUUCAGGAAGGCUUACAAGCAGGUGUUCAAAUGCCAGAUCGGAACCAGCGACUCCCCGCUCAACGACAUCAAGGAGAUUCGCAGCAAAGUGGACACUCCGCCCUCAACUAACUGCACCAACGUCUGACUGACUGACUGUGGAUGGUGACAUAAAAAAUUAAUUACUGUCACGCUGAAACUCAAUAUAAAGUCACAGUGACAAAACCAUCAGACAUGAGUGGGUGUGUGGAUUUUCUGAUGUAGGUAAGUAUGGUUGCUUGGAUACAGCUGUACUGUUCCACAUAAGCGCUGUUCAUUAUACCUGGACCAGAGGAGAUAAAGCCAGUGUGGCUGCAAGACAAGCUCCCUCUUUGACCAGUCUCAGUUCCCUGCAUCUCUUCUUUAUCGGGAGUCUUCUUAAAAUCUGGAGUCUGAAACUCAGGAAAAUAAUCCUCUCUCUAAAGUGAAAACUCAUUCUGGUUGUAGACAUUUGUUUCAUAUGUCAUAUCAAAGUAUAAUUACAAGCCAAUGCAUUACAAAGGUGAGGAAAUUGUACUUUCAGACUUCAAAAAUAUAAAAAAUCUCAAUUGGUAGACCUUUUUUUCAGGAAUGCCCAGAGUUGCAUUAUACUGAGUCACAACAUCAUCACCCGCUGAAGUAAAAGUGUUGUUUGAAUGUGUCUUACUGUCUGAAGAACUAGUCUGGGACAGCUUAGCUUGGUUAGCUUGAUGAAGGGGCUGAAGGUGUGGGGAGGCAGCUGGUCUCCAUAAAAAAAAUUUGAAAUGCUGCUCCUUUACAUUCGUACAUUCAAACCAUUUACAUGUUGUAAAUUACACUUAAUUAUGUUAUCCACUUCAGAGUUGGAGGGUGUGUGAACAGGACUACAGUGGCGGGUUUCAUAAAGAUAGACUUUGGCUAUGGUUUAGAUAACUAUAGUCAGACCUCAGACAUAUGUCUAAAGUCAUAAAUUCCAUUAGCUGUCCAUCUUCUUGACUAUUUUAAAGAGGACUAAUUUGCCAUUAAUCAUGGGUCUCAGACUAACCUGGCUGACCAAGUCAUGUUUGUAUCACUGACUAAGCAGUGUCACUGUUUCCCACACAAAAAUAACAAAUGACUUGUGUGUCUUCAUUUCCAGAACUGUACAAUAUCAAACCUCACAUCGAGACCAGAAAUAAAAAAAUAAAAAACUUAUCAAAAUUUGCGUUUUAGCUAAGGUAGUGCUGUUGAGUACAGCCCCAAUGAGCGUUUCAGAGUGGUAAAUACUACAUGUAUAAUGUGAAUAUGCAGCACAAGACCUUUGUUUUUCCGCUGUAAUGUGAAUAUACCUUUAGUGGUGAGCUAGGUGGCUUCCUUUGGGUUGUUUUUUGUGAAAUGGUCUAACUCCUAUUAGAAUAAUACAGGAGAACACACUACAGACAAUAUCUUUGUGCAACUGGCCCUUGGAGUGCAGCGUGCAGUCACUGGGAAUAAGCUAGCUGUUGAUAGUCCACAAAUAGCCUGCUGUACCUCCAAACUGUAGGCUGGUUCCUUGUUAAACAAAAACUCCUUUUCCUAUUUCUGCAUGUGCUAAAUAUAGAAGAUGCAAUGUGUGAGUGUGGUGUUUUGUGGGUUGUGGAGGAAAGUCGGAGCAGGGCAAAGCAACAAAAUGAAUGUAUAUUGUAAAUAUAACAUUACAAAUUCCCUUUCCCAAUACUGUUCACAUUAACAGUCACCAAUGUAGAUAAGAAAAAAAACUUCCAUUGUAAUUGCACUGAGUAUGAUUAAAGCCUUUUAAAUAGAUUUAGAUAGAUUGAAAUAUUAUGGAUACUGAGGCUGAUAUUCACAAAUGCCUGUAAAAGCUUCACUCUGUAUUUGGCUGCUAAGUUAACAGUUUUCACAUUGUGCCGUGCUAUAUAUGACUGAGCCAGGCUGGCAUAUAAAUCUCACUGCUUGUUUUGCACCUUUUCUGGUGGCCACCUUUCAGCUGAUAAGACUGAUUAACACUAACUUCAUUCAGAGAGGAGGAACUAAUCAGUAUAAUCAGCAGACUCUCAUCCUCCCUGUCAGUGAGGAUCUCAGAUGUGAGAGUCAAGGAUUCCCACAGAGCACAGAAGGUGCAGUUGAUGACUUCGCUGACUUAGCGCUGACGGAUGAUGAUCCUCAUUCAUGGCCACACAGGACUGAGGACUUUAAAAAAAAAAAAAUAGGACAUUUGCAUGGAAAUCUAAUCCAGCGGGGGAAUUGGCGAUUUGCUGGUGAGAUUAUAGUGGACGCAUAGAGCAUAUGUGAAUGAAUGGAAAUUCUUUGGCAAAUGAUACAGAUGCAGAACAUAAAUAGAGUGUUGUUUCCUUCAAAACUCAUAUAAAGAGCCUGUGAACAAAAUAAUAUUUUUUUCAGCUGAAAAUGCAUUGUUUAAUUUUGUAACAUUGUAGAUUACAGCCAACCCAUUACAGUAUACGGGUUUCAAUAUAAUACUACUGCACACCAAGACAAACUGUACUGUAGGCCUACACUGUAGUACAGGGGAGGAAGACAAGUAGUCAGAGAAUAGGGGGAUACUAUAUGUUUGAGAAGGACCUUUAGAUUUUUUUUUAAAUACAGAGAACCCAUUUAACAUUUUACAGUAAUAUUAUUAGGUAAUAAGGCAGGAAAAAUGGGGAAAA